UGAAAGACGGCCAUUGUGAAGAGAAAAAAGAUUGUGGCUGCAAAGUUAGAGGAAUAUUACAUCUGGACGGAGUUUGUUCGGUGAUGAUUAUAUAAUCACCAACAUUAGUGUAGUAAAGUGUGACGCUAUAAACGUAAAACAUUCGUGAAGCAGACAACGCACAAAAAUGGACGCGGCCGUCAAACAAGAAAUUAAUGGUACGCCAUUGCCACAGCGUCAGCAACCGCAUGUCGGCGGCGGCGGUGGCGGCGGUGGCGGCGUCGCUGUCGGACCUGGCGUUGGCCCUAACCCUGGGAACCAGGGUGGUGGCGGUAGCCAAAGUGGCGGCGAACAGCAACAGCACGGUGGACCUGGUGGUGCCAAGGGAAAUAUGCACCGCAAUAACCGAAAUAAUAGCAAAAAUCGGGCCAGUCUGCCAGGCAAUCGCAAUCGCGGUCCGGGUAUUGGCGGUGGAGGCAACAACAUGGGUCCCAACAUGGGUGGAAACAUGGGCCCAGGCAACAAUCGGCCGGGCAAUAACGGGCCCAACAAUGCCCAGCAACAAGGCGGUGACGACGGUGGCCAGCACAUGAACCGUGGCGGCAUGAACCGCGGAAAUCGAGGAGGAAACGAUAUGGAGAAUAGUUUUGGCGAGCGCCGUCGCGGCGGUGGUGGUGACGGAUAUUUUAUAAAUGAAAAAUUACGACUACUAUCCGGUCCGCUACUUGACAUCCCUCCGAUUGAAGCGGGCGAGGCAAAAUUUUCCGGACGCAACCGUCUCUACGUGGGUAAUCUAACGAAUGAUGUGACAGAGGAAGAGUUAAUCGAGAUGUUCCGACCGUUUGGCGAGGUUAAUGAGAUGUUCAUGAACAAGGAGAAAAAUUACGCCUUUGUGCGCGUAGACUACUUCUCAAACGCCGAAAAAGCCAAGCGCGAACUGGAUGGUACUGCACGCAAGAACCGUGUGCUCCGCGUCCGGUUUGCUCCCAAUGCCACCGCUAUCCGCGUGAAGAACCUUACGGCGUACGUGACGAAUGAGCUGCUGUACAAGGCAUUCGAGGUGUUUGGUCCGCUUGAGCGCGCCGUGGUCCAGGUGGACGAGCGCGGCAAACCGACCGGUGAGGGUAUCGUUGAGUUCAAGAACAAACCCGGCGCGAUGGCUGCCAUUCGUUAUUGCACGGAAAAGUGCUAUUUUCUCACCUCGUCACUGCGCCCGGUCAUCGUCGAACCGUACACGUAUCAGGACGAUAACGAUGGUCUGCCAGAGAAGUCUUUGAACAAAAAGCAGAACGAGUUCGUCAAAGCGCGUCAGAUGGGACCUCGUUUUGCUGAAAACGGCUCGUUUGAAUACGAGUACGGCCAGCGCUGGAAGCACAUGCACGAGAUGUACAGACAGAAGGCCGAAGCACUAAAGCGCGAGAUGACAAUGGAAGAGGAGCAGCUUGAGGCAAAGAUGGAGUUUGCCCGAUACGAGCACGAAACGGAACAGCUACGCGAGCAAUUGCGCCAACGGGAGAUGGAUCGCGACCGGCAGAAGGCCGAAUUGGAGAUGCGCGAACGGCAAGUGCAAGUGCAGCGACAGCGCAACGAUAUCCAGGUGAAAACAGAAAUCGAUGAAAUGACCAACCGGAUCAAGCGCUCGGAUGAAGAGUUGGAUCGCAGACAAAAGGAAAACAACAUGUUCAUGAAGCAAAACCAACAAAUGAAUUUGUUGGAUCAACAGCAGCAGCAAAUGAACGAGAUGGGCGGAAUAAUGAAUGUUAACGAAAACAGACGCAACUUCGACAUGAACCAAGGUGGAGGUGGAGGUGGUGGUGGUGGUGGCAAUGGAAAUUUUAUGGUAAGUCCGCCCAUUUUCUAUCUGUGA
This is a messenger RNA of Anopheles cruzii, 1846 nucleotides long. RefSeq names its product hrp65 protein-like. Gene Ontology annotation, molecular function: RNA binding. NCBI's taxonomy places the organism in Eukaryota, Metazoa, Arthropoda, Insecta, Diptera, Culicidae. The coding region runs from base 167 to 1846 and encodes 559 amino acids. Gene Ontology annotation, cellular component: nucleus. The transcript has 4 exons. Gene Ontology annotation, biological process: regulation of DNA-templated transcription. The record is from RefSeq and is a predicted model, not a curated record.